Messenger RNA from Malassezia sympodialis ATCC 42132, 441 nucleotides. RefSeq lists its product as uncharacterized. Gene Ontology annotation, molecular function: transcription coregulator activity. Gene Ontology annotation, cellular component: mediator complex. Bases 1 to 441 code for a protein of 146 amino acids. Gene Ontology annotation, biological process: regulation of transcription by RNA polymerase II. Lineage: Eukaryota; Fungi; Basidiomycota; Malasseziomycetes; Malasseziales; Malasseziaceae. The transcript has 2 exons. The record is from RefSeq and is a predicted model, not a curated record.
AUGGUGGCCCCCUCGGAGGACGGGAGUGUGAAUCCGCUGCAGCUGCAGUGGAAGAAUCCCGAGCUCCUCGCCUUUCUAGGCGCGCAGAAAGGGAUCGUUGGAGCUGGUCAGUCGGUGCUGGAUGUGAACAACGUGAUGGAAUACUUUAGCACAUCGCCUUUUUAUGACCGUCGCAGCAACAACGAGCAUGUGCGCAUGCAAAGUGCCGCUCUGGUCGCGCAGAUCAUGGCCACUACCCCGCUCUCCGGCGAAGAGCUGAUGCGUACUAUUACGAAAAGGCAGGAGGAAGAGCUCCGGUACCAAUCUACGGUCCUCGGCCUCACGACGACGCUGUGUCAGCAGCGGGAGCAUCGCGCUACCUUUAGCCCGCGUCGAGGACAAUACGGCCGAUUCCUCACGGGCGAUGCGCCCAAGGAGUCGUCCUCGGGCGCUGAAGCAUGA